Penaeus monodon (black tiger shrimp) is the source of this 881-nucleotide messenger RNA. Its product is annotated as protein obstructor-E-like. Lineage: Eukaryota; Metazoa; Arthropoda; Malacostraca; Decapoda; Penaeidae. Gene Ontology annotation, cellular component: extracellular region. The transcript is spliced from 5 exons. Gene Ontology annotation, molecular function: chitin binding. The coding region runs from base 73 to 843 and encodes 256 amino acids. The record is from RefSeq and is a predicted model, not a curated record.
CUGAGCAGUAAAGGUAAAGCUCAAGAGCGGCGUGUUCCGUAGUUCAUCCCCGACCACCGACCUGAGCACAUCAUGAAGAGCUUCGUCGCCAUCUUGGCCCUCGCGGCUGCAGCGGCCGCCCAGAACUGCCCCGAAGAAGGCGUGGCCUACUUCGCCGACCGAGACUUCUGCGACCGCUACUCCCAGUGCCGCGACGGCGUCUACACGGAGGAGCAGUGUCCCGACGGCCUCCUCUUCAACGACCUUGUGACCAACGGCCGCUACCCCUGCGACUACCCCUCUGAGGUCGACUGCGGGUCCCGCUCCAAGACGCAGCCCGCCCAGCCCACGGAGUUCUGCCCUCACCAGUGGGGCUACUUUGGCUCCGGCGACAGGGCCCAGUGCGGCUACUUCUACAACUGCGUGGACGGCCAAGCGCACCAGUUCGCCUGCCCCGACGGCCUGGCCUUCUCCUCCGCCACCUACCGCUGCGAGUGGCCUGACGAGUCCCCCGACUGCGACUCGGCUGCCUUCCUCGGCUUCACCUGCCCCGCCGAGGUCGACCUCCGCCAGGUGCAGCUCUUCGGCCACUCCCGCCUCAGGUCUCCUAGGGACUGCCGCCAGUUCUUCAUCUGCGUCGGACCCUCGCCCAGACUCAACUACUGCGACCUCGGCCUGGUCUUCAACGAGGCCAUUUCCUCCUGCGACGAACCCGAGAACGUGCAGGGAUGCCAAAACUACUACCCCCCCGAGGAGCUGGCCGCCAUCAGGGACAGGAAGGAGAAGGCUCGCCUCGCCCAGCUCAAGAGAGAGGAGGAAUUCCAGAAGCUGAAGCAGCAGCUCGCUCAGCGAAGGCAGAACUAAGUGCGAAAAGCAGAAAAUAAAAUCCAUGGUAGAUAUGA